Molecule: messenger RNA, 498 nt
Organism: Trichoderma reesei QM6a
Lineage: Eukaryota; Fungi; Ascomycota; Sordariomycetes; Hypocreales; Hypocreaceae
Exons: 2
Coding region: 1-498 (165 amino acids)
Source: RefSeq, a predicted model, not a curated record
AUGCGUUCCGGCCGCAAGCGCACCCUCGGCGACGAAAUCGCCGACGCGUACAUCUUCCCGGAUUGUACGACGCGCCGACCAAGGAUCCCCGAGAUCCGCGUGGUGUCUCCGGGCGGCAGCGACGCGAGGCCACUCGGCGACAUCUGCCAGCCGCCGUGUCCCGACGGGCCUCUUGAGAGGCAGCGGAGGAAGAGGUUACGCGAGAGCUUGGCGGAGCUCGAGGAGCUGCUCGGGGGUCAGGCCUGUCUGGUAGAGACAGAGAAGCACCAGUCUCCUGACGCCAAGCCCACGGCAAACAAACGGGCUGUUGUCCUGGAGGAGAAGCCUCCACAGAAAGAAGAAGAGGCUCCGGGGGCGAACAAGCCUCCCAAGGGAAAAGCCCCUCAGGCCGCAGGCCGGACGGGGACUUUCAGAACCUUCCUGGCCUUUGGACGCCAGCUCAUCUCUUCGCGCCACACCACAACCUCGCGAAUGGGGCGCUAUUCAGUCAUGGGAUGA